AUGAAUGGUGGCCGCCCUAAAGGUGGCCUUACAAUUGGUAUCUCCCUUAAACUUCGGGCUAAACUUUCACUAGUGCACGCAUUGCCGCCUUAUGCUAUUACCGGACUGAUCUCUGGUGGAAACUUCUCUUUAUUGGUCACAAAUGUCUAUUUCCCCCCGGGAGGGUUAGCAGCUGAUCUUACUUCUAGAUGGGAAUCCCUAGAGGAUUUUUUACUUUCUUGUUAUCUUAAAUAUCCUAAUGUCCCCUCCAUUACCGGAGGCGAUUUUAACGCUCGGAUAGCCUCAAAUCGGGAAGCUCUUAUAAAGUCUAAAUGGUGGGUCGACCCCGGCGCUCAAACCUACGAUCUAGUAUAUAUCCCCACUAGAAUAUCAAAGGAUGUAAAAGUCAAUAAGGCGGGAGUGAUGCUUUACCAGAUGGCUUUACGCCUUAAUUUAAUUAUAUUAAAUGGCAGGUGUCCUCCAGAUAUACCAGGAGAGUUCACCCAUCUGGGGUUAAAAUCAAACAGUGUUCUUGACUAUGUAUUGGUUUCUCGGGAUCUAUUUUUGAAUGUCACCUCUUUUAAAAUUGAUAAUGCCCAAUUUAGUGACCAUCUUCCCCUGACAACCAAGUUAUGUGUUGACUGGCACCUGCUCGAGCGCUCCCACCCAAUCCCGGUGAUUGUGGAGCCGUCCACUAAAAUAAAGGGGAUUAGAUGGUCCCCUGCCCUCGCCCAUAGUUAUACGGAUUUUAUCCGAGAAAAGUUUCCUGGUGAGCAGCCGGACGUAGGAAUAGUCCCGCGUGAUCCUAUUACCUGUAUGAAUUUUUUCUCUUGCCUGAUAGAAGUUUUAACUCGCUUUUUUACUUCUCCAAGCUAUGGAGUUAAAAACGAUUAUUUUAAAUUUGGCGCCCCUUGGUUCAACUCUGCUUGUAAACUAGCCAGACUCCAUCUACAUACAAUAUAUAAUGACUAUAAACUUUCCGGCGCUCUGGCCUUACCUCCAUCUUAUUCCCUGGCUAAAAAAGCAUACAAACAGGCCCAGAAAUCGGCCAAACGGGAAUGGCAUUUAAAUCGCUGGCAGACUAUAAUUUCUACCUCAAAAUCUCAUAACUCCCGGAAAUUUUGGUCCUUAAUAAAGGGAAGAAACACGAAAUACCCCUUAACGGUGAUCCCGGCCCCUACAUGGGAGCAGUUCCUGAGAAAAUAUUUCUCAGUGGCAGAAGCUCCGGCCACUCACUGGAGACCUUCUAAUCCCCUUCCCGUCUGGCACAAUACCGACCCUGCUGAAAUCCUAGAAUUGAUAGCUGAGCUGAAAACUGGUAAGGCCCCUGGGCCAGAUUUGGUCCCUGUUGAGGCUAUAAAGCUACAUUCUGCAUGGUGGGCAGGGAUUUUAGCUAAAACGUUUGACGCAAUAAAUGCCACGGGCUUAAUACCAGGUACGUGGAAGGAGGCCAUUAUAAUUCCUAUCUACAAAAAAGGCCCUCCCGGUGACCCAGGGAAUUACCGGAAUAUCAGUCUGCUAUCGUCCAUUGGGAAAAUAUAUGCCCGUUUUUUGCUGGCAAGGCUGAUGAAGUGGUCAGCUGAGGCUGACCUGAUUGGGCAUGAGCAAGCUGGAUUUAGAUUAAACCGAUCCACAACAGAUCAGGCAAUUAUUCUUUAUCACUUAGCCCGGAAAUACUCGACACCUCGACGGGGCCAACUUUGCGCAGCCUUCAUAGAUUUGAAAGCUGCGUUUGAUAGUAUUCCGAGGCAAUUACUAUGGGAUAAACUUGCCUGCUGGGGAAUAGAUAGAAGGCUCCUGUGGCUUAUCUCCCAACUUCAUGCCGGGUCCGUGGCCAGGGUAAGAAUAUCCCCUGCUGGAGACCUAACUAACCCAGUGCCAGUAAAUAAGGGUGUACGCCAGGGUUGUAUUUUAGCGCCUCUUCUUUUUAACUUAUUUAUCAGUGAUAUGAGGAACCCAUUAAUCGACUCACAAAAAUUUAUCCACACCCCCCGUAUAGCAGAUUAUCGUUGUCCUUUACUUCUCUACGCAGAUGAUGCGGUACUACUCUCUUACUCCAGAGUGGGUUUAAGGAGGGCACUAAAGAUUUUUGCAUCAUAUUGCCAUUCUAAUCAUCUGUCUAUCAACCACACCAAGUCCAAAGUACUGAUAUUUUCAAGGAGUCGAAAAUUAUAUUCAUGGAAAUUGGAGGGCACGAAAAUCGAACAAGUACAUAAAUUUAAAUAUUUAGGAAUUUAUUUUCAAUAUAAUCUAGGGUGGAAAGAGCACGUUGAAUAUCUUCAAAACAAGACAAAAGCCCUAUCACACUCCCUCCUCCGUUUUUCUACUCUGAGGGGCCUUAUUCAUCCCUGUGGCCUUGAAAGUGUAUAG
Molecule: messenger RNA, 2349 nt
Organism: Podarcis lilfordi (Lilford's wall lizard)
Lineage: Eukaryota; Metazoa; Chordata; Lepidosauria; Squamata; Lacertidae
Source: the annotation of a GenBank genome assembly